This is a messenger RNA of Solanum dulcamara, 1132 nucleotides long. RefSeq lists its product as uncharacterized. Bases 107 to 985 code for a protein of 292 amino acids. The transcript has a single exon. NCBI's taxonomy places the organism in Eukaryota, Viridiplantae, Streptophyta, Magnoliopsida, Solanales, Solanaceae. The record is from RefSeq and is a predicted model, not a curated record.
UCGUAUUGAAGUAAAUCAAUAAAUGUUUGUAGAGUUGAAUGUAUUUCUUUUCUCCCCCACCCCGUAUCUCUCUUUCUCUUCCCUAAUUUAGGGUUUGAUCAGCACCAUGGAUGUUGAGGCAGCCGAGUUCCAAGACUGGGAGAUUCUUCCCUCGAACGGGGCUUCUGACUCGGAACCGUUAACUCCGGCUGAUUCAGUCGGAAACACGAACGGUGUCGAUGAAGUUGGAUCCGAGACAGGCGGUGUGAUUCAAUCCAAUUACUUCUCUCUAGACUCUCAAAGCAGGUAUAUGAGUACUUUUACUGGUGCGGAUGGAAGCGAGGAGGACUCUGAAGAAUCGGAGAAUCCAAGUUGGAUUGAUCCCGGAUCUGAAAACAAUAAGUUUACCAUCAAGACUUGUCGUGAAUUCUGGUCGGAUUCCAGCAGUGAACUCUCGGAAACACGAAAAUUCAGUGAAUUCGAGGGUAAAAAUGAAUUGGGUUUUGAAGGAAUUGAAGAGAUAAAAAGUGAAAAUGGUAAAAGUUUGGAAGAAUUUUGGCCGGAUUCUGUGAAAUUUGAUGACUUUGAAGCUGGACAAAAUAGUCAUCUACAAGAUGGUUCAGAUGGUUCUGCUGAAGAAAAGGAGGACGGUGAAAAGAAGAUUGAAGUAGAAGAGAGGGACCAAAAGAGGAGCCUAGUGUGGUGGAAGUUGCCAAUACAACUUGUCAAGUAUUGUGCUGCUUUUAGAGUUAGUCCUCUGUGGACAUUUCCUGUUGCUGCUGCUGUCAUGGCUUUUGUUAUUUUGGGUCGUAGGUUGUAUAAGAUGAAGAAAAAGACCAAGGGAUUGCAGCUGAAAGUAACUGUGGAUGACAAAAAUGUAUCUCAGUUCACAAGCCGUGCAGCACGCCUUAAUGAAGCAUUCUCUAUUGUGAAGCGGGUUCCUGUGAUUCGGCCACAGCUGCCUGCUGCUGGAGACACACUGUGGCCUCUAAUGACUUUGAGAUAGGCUGUAAUAUUUCCCCAUUUGAUAUGUUGUGUUGCUUCUGCGCUUGUAUAAUCUCUAUGUUUACUGCUCUUGUUUGAUCUCAAACCUAUGUAUAUUCACUUGCCAAAGAAAUUGCAUAACUAAUUGCUUAUGCUGUUUGAUCUCAAA